AUGGAAAAAGCAAUAUCUGAUUUAAAUAGAAAUAAAGCAGUUGACUACUUUGGCAUUAAUGCAGAAAACAUCAUACAUGGUGGAAAACAACUUCAACAAUAUUUACAAUUACUUUUUGAUAAAUCAUUUGAAUGUGGCUGCAUAUCUGACAUUCUCAAAAUUGGAAUAUUGUUCCCAGUAUAUAAGAAUAAGGGUGAUAUUAAAAGUGCUAAAAACUACCGUGGUAUUACCGUAACUCCAACAUACUCCAAGCUUAUAGAGAAAAUAAUCAAGAUAAGGGAGAAUCCAGUUAUCCGGAAAAAUCAGAAUCCACUCCAAAGAGGAUUUACAGAAAACACCACCCCUCUAUUAUGUGAACUUAUGAUUGAAGAGUUUGAACGUGAGAGCAAAGAUUUAAAACUUCCAACAUAUAUAGCCCUUUUAGAUGGUAAAUCUGCAUUUGAUGUAGUUGUUCAUUCAAAUUUAAUACGGAGAUUAUAUCAAGCCGGUAUUUCAGACCAAUCUAUUAUAUUAAUAGAUAGCGUAUAUAAAAAUGCGACUUCAUGCGUUAAAUGGAGAAACAACACUUCACAGAUGUUUGAGAUAGAACAGGGUGUACGACAGGGUGGAGCCAUUAGUGCUGAUUUAUAUAAACUUUAUGUUAAUCCGCUAUUGAAUAUUCUAAGUGGAACAGGACUGGGUGGACAUAUAGGUGACAUUGGAUGCUGUGCCCCAACUUGUGCUGAUGAUGUAGCCAUAAUUUCAAACAACCCUAUGGAACUUCAAAUGUUGAUAGACAUUGCUGCCAACUUCAGUAAGAGAGAGGGCUACACGUUGCAACCAACAAAAAGUGUAGUCAUACCAAUUAGUACCUCUACUAAAUCUAUUGAAAUCGAUGAAAACUUUUGGAACAUCAAUAAAAAUCCGAUGCCAGUUGUAGAACAUUCCACACACAUUUUAAUACAAAAAUGUCAAAAAAAAUCUGCAAAACUUACUGCUGAGGAGAACAUGAAAAAAGCGAGACGAUCACUCUAUAGUCUUAUGGGUACAGGUCUACAUGGAAAGAAUGGUUUGGAUCCUGAAACAGCUAUAACGAUCCUAUAUACUUAUGUCAUGCCUAUUUUAACCUAUGGCCUUGAAAUCUUACUUCCAUCUGGCCGUAUUUUGGAUUCUAUACAUCAAUUCCAUAAGAAAAUGAUAAAACAAAUACUGUCAUUAGCCAAAAAUACAGCUGAUCCUGCGGUAUACAUUUUAAGUGGAUCUCUACCUAUGGAGGCUGAGCUACACCUCAAAGCAUUAUCUCUAUAUGGAAAUAUUACAAGAGCAGAUAGAUCUACCAUUGAAUGGAGACUAGCAGAAAGACAACUACAUUUAAAGACAAACCAAAGUAAUAGCUGGUUCAUCCAAAUCAAGAAAAUAUGUUUGAAAUAUGACAUUUUGGACUGUCAGGAUUUUUUAAAUACCUUUUAG
This is a messenger RNA of Mytilus trossulus (common blue mussel), 1449 nucleotides long. RefSeq lists its product as uncharacterized. Bases 1 to 1449 code for a protein of 482 amino acids. Lineage: Eukaryota; Metazoa; Mollusca; Bivalvia; Mytilida; Mytilidae. The transcript has a single exon. The record is from RefSeq and is a predicted model, not a curated record.